Messenger RNA from Antechinus flavipes (yellow-footed antechinus), 1062 nucleotides. RefSeq names its product vomeronasal type-2 receptor 26-like. The record is from RefSeq and is a predicted model, not a curated record. The transcript is spliced from 3 exons. Gene Ontology annotation, biological process: G protein-coupled receptor signaling pathway. Gene Ontology annotation, molecular function: G protein-coupled receptor activity. The coding region runs from base 1 to 1062 and encodes 353 amino acids. NCBI's taxonomy places the organism in Eukaryota, Metazoa, Chordata, Mammalia, Dasyuromorphia, Dasyuridae. Gene Ontology annotation, cellular component: membrane.
AUGGAAAGAGUUCCCUCUGCCGUAUGUAGUGCCAGUUGUCCUGCUGGAUUCAGGAAGUUGCCUUUGGAAGGGAAGCCUCCUUGUUGCUUCAGUUGCUCCCCUUGCUCAGAAGGAGAAAUCUCCAGCCAUAUGGAUGCCGAGCAGUGUAAGAAGUGUCCAGAGGAUGAAUAUCCCAAUGAGCAGAGAGAUCGUUGCCUUCCGAAAAUUGUGACCUUUCUGGAUGUGGCUGAACCCUGGGGGAUGGCAGUGACAGCUGUAGCUGUUUCAUUCUCAUUCCUCACGGCCCUGGUGCUGUGGAUCUUUGUGAAAUUCCAAGACACUCCCAUAGUCCAAGCCAAUAAUAGGAACCUCAGCUACCUGCUCCUCACCUCCCUUUCCUCCUGCUUCCUCUGCUCCUUGCUCUUCAUGGGUCGUCCCACCACUGCUUCCUGUCUUUUCCGACAAACAGUAUUUGCAGUUGUGUUCACAGUGGCUGUUUCCUCCAUUUUGGCCAAGACCAUCAUAGUGGUUCUGGCUUUCAGGGUGACAGGGCCAGGGAGCAGGAUGCGGAUGUUCCUUCAUCCCAGAGUGCCCUACUGUGUGGUUCUCAUUUGCUCUGGAAUUCAAGGACUUUUCUGUGCCAUCUGGUUGGGGACCCAUCCCCCCUUUCCAGAGGCAGAAACACACUCUGAAUCCAGGCACAUCAUCCUCACAUGUAACGAGGGCUCCACCUUUGCAUUUUACUGUGUCCUGGGCUACAUGGGCUUUCUGGCCCUGGGCAGCUUCACCAUAGCCUUCCUGGCCAGGAACCUGCCCGAUGCCUUCAACGAAGCCAAGUUCAUCACUUUCAGCAUGCUGGUGUUUUGCAGCGUCUGGGUCUCUUUCCUCCCCACAUAUCAGAGCUCCAAAGGGAAAGCUGUGAUGAUCGUGGAGAUCUUCUCCAUUUUGGCCUCCAGUGCUGGGUUACUAGGAUGUAUUUUUAUUCCCAAAUGCUUUGUGAUUCUCCUGACAUCGUGGGAAAAUAACACCAAACAGAACAAGAAUCAAAGGAGUUGCAAGAGCAAGACUUCUUCUUUUUUUUAA